AGAGAAUACCGGGAGAACUGUGUGGGAGAAUACCGGGAGAACUGUGUGGGAGAACACCGGGAGAACUGUGUGGGAGAAUACCGGGAGAACUGUGUGGGAGAACACCGGGAGAACUGUGUGGGAGAAUACCGGGAGAACUGUGUGGGAGAAUACCGGGAGAACUGUGUGGGAGAAUACCGGGAGAACUGCGGGAGAACACCGGGAGAACUGCGGGAGAAUACGGGUGAAAUUGUCCGGGUGAAUAGCAGGAGAAGACCGGGGGAACACCGGAGGAAUAGUCCGGUUGUAGUCUCUGCUGUUAGUGUGCGCGGGUUGUUGCGGCGACGUGAUGGAAGAUGUUCACCUGAACAACGAGACGUGCACAAACGGCUCUGGGGUUAGGUUGUGGUGCGGCUCUCAGUCUGCGGUGUGUUUACUGUCCUACACACACCUGAACAACAUUACAACAGAUGUGCAGACAGCUGUGGUCUACAACCUGUGGCUCGGCCUGACUCUGGCGCUGCUCUCUGCCUUCCUGAUUGGCAGCAGCGUCAUCCUGAAGAAGAAAGCUCUGCUCCGAUUGGCCAGCGGCGGACACACCAGAGCAGGUGACGGCGGCCACGGCUACCUGAAGGACUGGCUGUGGUGGGGCGGCCUGCUGACCAUGGGAGCUGGGGAGGGCUGUAACUUUGCUGCCUACAUGUUUGCUCCGGCGACGCUGGUGACUCCUCUGGGCGCUCUGAGUGUCCUCAUCAGUGCCGUCCUGUCCUCCUACCUGCUGGGGGAGGCCCUCAACAUUUUGGGGAAGCUCGGCUGUCUGCUGUGCAUUCUGGGAAGCGUCCUGCUGGUCAUCCACGCUCCGCAGGAACAGGAAGUGACGUCGCUGCAGGACAUGACCGACAAGCUGCUGGAACCCGGGUUCCUGGUCUUUGCGUCGGUUGUGUUGCUGUUGUGUUUGCUGCUGGUGUUGUACGUCUCUCCGCGGUUCGGCCGCUCCAACAUCCUGGUCUACAUCAGCAUCUGCUCGCUGCUCGGAGCCUUCACCAUCUCCUCCGUCAAGGGCCUGGCCAUCGCCAUCAACACUGUGUUUUCUGAUGUCUCAGUGCUGGCUCGUCCUCUCACCUGGAUCCUGCUCUUCACUCUCAUCGUCUCCAUAGUAACACAGGUGAACUACCUGAACAAGUCUCUGGACACCUUCAACACCCUGCUGGUCUUCCCCGUGUACUACGUCCUCUUCACCUCCGUGGUGCUGCUCACCUCCGUGGUCCUCUUCCAGGAGUGGACCAACAUGUCCGUCCCCGACGUGGUCGCCGCGCUGGCCUCCUUCCUGGUCAUCGUGGUGGGCGUGGCCAUGCUGCACCUCUUCAGAGACCUACAGGUGACGUUGAAGCAGCUGACCAAUCAGAUGGCUCCGCGGGUGGAGCAGGAGGGGCUUCCCGAGGUUCCAGCCAAUGGACACGCGGCAGGAAGGAAAGAGGACAAAUACACACUGGUGGACAACAUGGUGAUAGAAAGUCUGCCUCCGAUGAGAGAGGAAGGGCCCAGAGUCUUCAUCAUCAGCUGA
Perca flavescens (yellow perch) is the source of this 1543-nucleotide messenger RNA. It is a transcript of the gene nipal4, whose product is annotated as NIPA like domain containing 4. The coding region runs from base 329 to 1543 and encodes 404 amino acids. The transcript is spliced from 10 exons. Gene Ontology annotation, biological process: magnesium ion transport. Gene Ontology annotation, cellular component: membrane. Lineage: Eukaryota; Metazoa; Chordata; Actinopteri; Perciformes; Percidae. Gene Ontology annotation, molecular function: magnesium ion transmembrane transporter activity. The record is from RefSeq and is a predicted model, not a curated record.